AUGUCGAGGGCUAAGAGAAUCAUGAAAGAAAUGCAGGCGGUGAAGGACGAUCCAGCGGCUAAAAUCAAUCUGGAGUUCGUUAGCGAAUCAGAUAUCCAUCAUUUGAAAGGUUCAUUCCUUGGACCACCAGGUACUCCUUACGAGGGAGGGAUUUUCUUCGUGGACAUAGAAGUACCCAUGGAGUAUCCCUUCAAGCCUCCCAAGAUGAAAUUUGAUACCAAAGUUUACCACCCCAAUGUGUCGUCUGUGACAGGAGCAAUCUGUCUAGAUAUCUUGAAGAAUGCAUGGUCACCUGUGAUAACGUUGAAAUCCGCCUUGAUCUCCUUGCAAGCGCUUUUGCAAUCGCCGGAACCGAACGAUCCGCAGGAUGCAGAGGUGGCACAGCACUACUUGCGUGACAAAGAGUCGUUCAAUAGGACGGCUGCCCUUUGGACCAAACUUUACGGCUCAGCGAACGGCGUGGAGCCGUCUGAGAGAGAAACAGAUGAGGCGAAGCUCUAUGGUAUCGACCCCAGCGUAGUGGAGCACUUUGAAAGCCUGGGGUUCAACAGAGCCAAGAUCGUCGAAGUGUUGAGGAGGCUUGGAGUCAAGUCUCUCGACCCGACCGACGAUGCGACCGACGAUAAGAUAACAGAUGAGCUGCUUAGAUCGUCCUGA
Messenger RNA from Torulaspora globosa, 657 nucleotides. RefSeq names its product E2 ubiquitin-conjugating protein UBC1 (gene UBC1). The transcript has a single exon. Gene Ontology annotation, molecular function: protein binding. The record is from RefSeq and is a predicted model, not a curated record. The coding region runs from base 1 to 657 and encodes 218 amino acids. NCBI's taxonomy places the organism in Eukaryota, Fungi, Ascomycota, Saccharomycetes, Saccharomycetales, Saccharomycetaceae.